This is a messenger RNA of Sphenostylis stenocarpa, 3213 nucleotides long. The record is from the annotation of a GenBank genome assembly. NCBI's taxonomy places the organism in Eukaryota, Viridiplantae, Streptophyta, Magnoliopsida, Fabales, Fabaceae.
AUGACACGAUUGGAGUCGAGGCUGAAGGUGAUAGAGGUGGAGGCCCGGUGGCUAGUCAUGACGGUUAUGAUGGAGGUGUGGUGGGACCUGGAGAUGCUCAUCGUAAUGGUGGACCUGGAGGCACAACAUGUUUGGGUGAUUCACGGUGGGCCACUAGGUGAGGUUGCGGUGGUGUGCGGAAACAUGGGUAGGGGUCGUCACAGAUUAAAGGGUGGUGCAGUGGUGGUUGGAGCGCGGAGAAUCGCACGACAAGGGUGGUUCCCGACUAGUGCGAUGGUGGCUGGGCUGGGGGAUGUCGAAGUGGUGGCUCAGGUGGAGGAGAGGAAGUUAAGAUUUGGGGGGAGGUUGGGACGCUGGUUGAGACACGGGGGUGCGGUGGAUGUUGGUUGUGGCUUGGUGGGGUGGAGCAGAGAUUUGGAGCUAGUGAUUUGUGGUAGGGGGGAGAUGGGAUUUGGUGAGGCUUGGUGGUAUAGAUUCGUGGCGCAGUGGCUAUUUGGGGCACAGAGGAGGCGAGGAAAGAGUUUUGCGACCGUGGUUUGGGUUGUUGAAUAUGCCGUGUGUGGAAAUGAUUUUGUGGAUUUGUGUAGUUGGGUGUUUCUAGGGUUUAUGUUGUUGGUGUUACCUUUUCGAAUUUACGUUUCUGCGUAUGAUGUUGGUCGGUCUCCUUUGGAAAUGCGCUUAUGCCUUGCUGAGGAGCCGAUAGUGUUGUGGAGGUUUCACUAUAGUCCUGUCUUGUUUACUGAAUUUGGAACCACUGGAUGCAUUUUGCUGCUUCAAACUUGCUUGGAUCACUAUGGUUAUGCCAGAAGAGAUACGAAAGAUAUGCAGCAUGAGCCAAUUCUUGAGGCAGUCAUUAAAUACCUCUUGGAGAAACCAAACUUCAGUACAGUGUUUUCAGAGUCGAUGAAGAAUAUGGAAAUUAAUGAAAGCUUUUUAGGAAUUUUUUGCAACGUAUUGCAGUUAUCUUUAUUAGAAAAAAUUAUCAUCAGUCUUGCUUUAUCUGAUUCCGAGAAUCCUGAUUUCAGGCUGUGUGUGUUUACAUAUUUUUGUAAUAUUGAGGAGUUGUGUGCCAACCCUGGUUCUUUGAGUUUCCAUGACCAAAUUCACAACAUUAUCAUGUUCCUAAAGCAGUCUGAGGGUCUUUCCAAGCACGUGGAUUCCUUUAUGCAGAUAUUAUCACUUGUGCAGUUCAAAGACACACCACCUUUUGUCUUGACUCCUUUGCUUCCUGAUGAGAUGCAUGAGGCUGAUUUUUUAAGGAAUAUGGAGUUGUUCCACGACUGCGGAGAAAAUGAUUUUGAUGCUAUUUUGGCAGACAUACAGAAGGAAAUGGACAUGGGUGAUAUUGUGAAGGAGCUAGGCUAUGGAUGCACUGUUGAUGUCUCACAGUGCAAGGAAAUAUUUUCACUCUUCUUACCAUUAACUGAACAAACAUUGUCUAAAUUACUUGGUGCUAUUGCUUGUACCCAUACUGGGUUGGAGGACAACCAAAACACAUACUUAAGUUUUCGUGCAGCCCAUGGGUACAACGUGUCUGAGUUGCCACCACUGAACUCUUGGAAUAUUGAUGUCUUGAUUGAUACAGUCAAGCACCUUGCACCUCAUACCAAUUGGGUACAGGUCAUUGAAAAUCUUGAUCAUGAAGGGUUUUUCCUUCCUAGUGAAGAAGCAUUCUCUUUUCUCAUGUCUGUUUAUAAACAUUUCUGUAAGGAACCAUUUCCUCUCCAUGCCAUCUGUGGUUCCGUUUGGAAGAAUACUGAGGGUCAGUUGUCUUUCCUUAAAUAUGCUGUAUCAGCGCCACCAGAAAUGUUUACCUUUGCUCACUCAGGAAGACAGCUGGCAUAUGCUGAUGCAAUUAAUGGCCACAAGCUUCAAAAUGGACAUGCAAAUCAUGCAUGGCUGUGUCUUGACCUUUUAGACGUACUCUGCCAGCUAGCUGAGAAGGGUCAUGCUAGUAUUGUUCAAUCAGUCCUUGAUUAUCCGCUUAAACACUGUCCUGAAAUCUUGCUUCUUGGGAUGGCACAUAUUAAUACUGCCUACAACCUCUUGCAGCAGGAAGUAUCUCUAAUUGUUUUUCCCAUGAUAGUAAAAAGUUCUGUAGGCAGUGGGAUGAUUCUACACCUUUGGCAUGUUAAUCCGAAUUUGGUCUUUAGAGGGAUUAUUGAUUCUCAAAACAAUGAUGCAGACAGCAUUAUAAGAAUUGUAGACAUCUGCCAGGAACUAAAGAUUCUAUCAUCUGUGGUGGAAAUCAUUCCUUCUUAUUAUAGUAUAAGGUUAGCAGCUGUUGCAUCAAGAAAAGAAUUCCUUGACCUUGAAAAGUGGUUGAGUAGCAACUUAAUUACGUACAAGGAAACCUUUUUUGAGGAGUGUCUCAAGUUCGUAAAGGAUGCCCAUUUUGGUGGAUCACAGAACCUUUCUGGCAAAUCUUUUCAUCCAUCUGGUGCUGUUCUGAGUCUAUAUGCUGACACCACUGCUACUGUCUUGAAGGUUCUUAAAUCUCAUAAUGACUUGGUUGCCACUAGACAACUAUCAGAGGAGAUGGAGAGGCUGCAUAUAUCUAUUAUAGAUUCAAAUUCAAGGCUUCAGAAUAGUGGGACAGUUGAUUCAUCUACUUCAGAUGGAUAUGCAGAUGAUAUUGAAGCAGAAGCAAACUCUUACUUCCAUCAAAUGUUUUCGGAUCAGUUAACCAUUAAUGCAAUGGUACAAAUGCUUGCUCGAUUCAAAGAAUCUUCAGUGAAGAGGGAGAAAUCAAUUUUUGAAUGCAUGAUUGCAAACUUGUUUGAGGAGUAUAGAUUUUUUCCAAAGUAUCCUGAAAGGCAACUCAAAAUUGCUGCAGUUCUCUUUGGUUCUGUUAUUAAGCAUCAGCUUGUAACUCAUCUAUCUUUGGGGAUUGCGCUUCGUUAUGUCCUUGAUGCAUUGCGCAAGCCCGCAGAUUCAAAAAUGUUUUUAUUUGGAAGUCUGGCAUUGGAGCAGUUUGUGGAUCGCCUUAUAGAGUGGCCUCAGUAUUGCAACCAUAUUCUUCAAAUUUCCCACUUGCGCAAUACACAUUCAGAAAUAGUUGCUUUCAUUGAGCAGGCUCUAGCCAGGAUUUCCUCUGGUCAUGCAGAUGUUGAUGGGGCAAGUCAUACUUCUGUUAUUAGUAACCAUCAUUCUGCACAGGCUACAUUAGGUCAUGUAGAGGCAGUGCAGUUGCGCAUGGAUAGUCAGUUAUAA